GCUGUCGCUGUCCCUUGACUUGGGCCAAAGCCGCUCAGUGUAAACGCGGCCUUACACUGAUCUAUUCACGUAAUAAAUAUUUAUUCAAAAUGUGGCUUUUAAAAGACGUGAAAGGAAAAAUCAAAUACCUGAAGCCGGGUGAAAUUCUACAAUUUGGCAGGAAACAAUCAGAUAUUGUAUUAGCUAACGACACUUCCAUUAGCCGAAUACAUGCUACCAUCAGUGUUGAACUGAAUCUUGAAUUAAAGUCAUCUGAAAUGUUGUCUACCUGCAUUGUUAAAGAUGCUGGUUCAAAAUAUGGAACUUUUGUCAUACGAGAUGAAAUUCUUCUAAAGGCUUCAAAGGAAGGAGUAAAGUUGAAACCUUCAGAUAAAAUUAAAUUUGGACUUCAGCAACAUAUCUUUACGGUGGAAUACGUUCAUCUCGUAACAGGGACUUCAAGAAUGAUUUCCAGUGAAAAAUCUAAGCUAAAAGAAAUUAUGAAUUGUAUUGGUGGAUUAGUUACGGAUUGUCAUGAUGAUAGUUGUACCUAUCUAACAAUGUCUUCCGCUACAUCUACUAAUAAGGUCAGUUUUAAAGAGAUUUAA
Molecule: messenger RNA, 587 nt
Organism: Copidosoma floridanum
Lineage: Eukaryota; Metazoa; Arthropoda; Insecta; Hymenoptera; Encyrtidae
Gene: nbs
Product: nibrin
Biological process (GO): double-strand break repair via homologous recombination; mitotic G2 DNA damage checkpoint signaling
Cellular component (GO): Mre11 complex
Molecular function (GO): damaged DNA binding; protein binding
Source: RefSeq, a predicted model, not a curated record